This is a messenger RNA of Aspergillus fijiensis CBS 313.89, 1395 nucleotides long. Its product is annotated as putative lipoate--protein ligase. The record is from RefSeq and is a predicted model, not a curated record. Gene Ontology annotation, cellular component: mitochondrion; cytoplasm. NCBI's taxonomy places the organism in Eukaryota, Fungi, Ascomycota, Eurotiomycetes, Eurotiales, Aspergillaceae. Gene Ontology annotation, molecular function: lipoyltransferase activity. The transcript is spliced from 3 exons. Gene Ontology annotation, biological process: protein lipoylation. Bases 1 to 1395 code for a protein of 464 amino acids.
AUGCGCAACCUUUUGCGCACCUCCUCAUUCCGGCCCUCGUCACUCGCAUCCUCCCAAUGGCAACAUACGACGUCACCCGUACCAAUCCGGUGGAAUUCCUCCUUCACAGGUGAUCGCUUCGCGCAGCUCGCCAGCCGACCAGCUUCCAGACACCAAAUAUACCAAUCGCUAUCCAACGACCCCUACGUCAACCUCUCUAUCGAACAUUUCCUCCUCCAGCAUGCGCCCGCCGACUCGAACAUCCUAUUUCUAUAUAUCAAUCGCCCCUGUGUCGUGAUCGGUCGCAACCAGAACCCAUGGCUUGAAACCAACCUUCGCGUGCUACACAACGACCGGACCGCCGCCGCCACCAGCAGCCCGCCUUUACCCAACCAGAUUGAAAAUGCCACGGCUCCCCUCUACGUCCGCCGCCGCUCCGGCGGAGGCGCUGUCUUCCACGACGAAGGCAACCUCAACUACAGCGUGAUUUCGCCGCGCGCGACGUUCACCCGCAACAAGCACGCCGAGAUGCUGGUGCGGGCACUUCACCGCAUCGGCGCGACCACCACCAGCGUCAACGACCGCCACGACAUCGUCAUGCAACUCGAGAACUCCGGGCGGCAAGCGGAGCAGCCUGAUCUGCAACCGCGCAAGAUCUCCGGGUCCGCCUUCAAACUCACCCGCGAGCGCGCGCUUCACCACGGCACCUGCUUGCUCGAUUCUCCCAACAUCGACCGGCUGGGCUCGUUCCUGCGCUCGCCGGCGCGGGAGUAUAUGAUGUCAAAGGGGGUGGAUAGUGUGCGGUCGCCCGUGGCGAAUGUGUCGUCGGCCUUCAGGAAUGCACCGGUCUCGUUCGAGAUCCAGGAUGUCAUUGCGGGAGUGAUGGAUGAAUUUGCGAGACUCUAUGGAACAUGCUCGGAUGCUGUGCGCCGGGCGCAGAGGGCCCACAUUGUAGAAGAUUCGGAAUUGUAUGCCGGAGAGGACUGGGUGGCUGGGACUGUUGGGGAGGAGCAAGGGUAUGGAGAGGCGGAGAUCGUGAAGGGGAUCGAAGAAAUGAAGUCCCUCGAGUGGAAAUACUGCCAGACACCCCGGUUCAUCUUCUCGACCCAUCCGAUAGAAGGGGAGGACCCGCGCGACCGGCCUCCUCUGCCGGCCUCCUUGCCGCCGUCUACUCGCGUUUUUCUUCGUCUCAAACAUGGCGCCAUCGUCGAAAGCCACAUCUCUACCUCCUCGGACACCUCUAUAGCUGCAGAACAGGCAGCCCGCUUACAAGAGGCCCUGAAGGACCGCAAACUCCACGGAAUUCAGCCAGCUCAAUGGAUACAGAUUCUCUCAACUCAUCUGGGUACCGAAGAGGAACCUCGUACGAUUCAGGAACUCUCGAGGUUUGUCACGCAUAAACUGGGGUGGGUCUAG